GAGUCAACUGAUGUAAGAAACAUUGAAGAGACCAAGUCAGAAGUGAGUGGUUGUACCUUUCGUCUUCAUAUUAUUACUCCAACAGACUGCACCAAAGCGUCUAUUUCCUCUACAAUUCUAUGUUUCUGCGAAUUAAUCAACACAAAAAUGACCAUUCCACUACCGUUCAUGCUUGUCAUGAUCAUAGCCAACCUGCUUUUCCUCUCAUCCAAAAUUUCUUCAGAAACCAACACCAUCUCCCAGCUCCAGCCACUCCCCGAUGGAACUACCUUGGUUUCCGAAGAUGGAACCUUUGAGCUGGGUUUAUUCAGCCCAGGUAGUUCCACAAACCGCUACCUAGGAAUCUGGUUCAAAACCAUCAAACCAAAAACCGUAGUUUGGGUUGCCAACCGCGACAACCCAAUCAACAACACCAAUUCCACCACUAAGUUAACCAUAACAAAAGAAGGAAACCUCGUACUUCUCAACCAAAACAACAACAUUAGUUGGUCAACAAACACAACAACAAAAGCCACCAACGUUGUGGCACAGCUCUUGGACACAGGCAACUUGGUCCUAAGAGACGAGGAAGACAACAAUCCUCCAAAAUUCUUGUGGCAGAGCUUCGACCAUCCUUCGGAUACGCUUUUACCAGGAAUGAAACUAGGUUGGGAAAAAGUAACAACAAAGGGUAGUCUUAAUCUUAACAGGUACCUCACUGCAUGGAACAAUUGGGAAGACCCAUCUUCUGGUCACUUCACUUACGGCUUCAGCAGAAGCACCAUUCCCGAAAAGCAAAUGUGGAACGGGUCGUCGUUGUUCUUCCGAAACGGCCCUUGGAACGGAAUUCGCUUCAGCGGCACACCCUCGUUGAAACACCGUCCGUUAUUCGGUCUCACUUUCGUGUACAACGCGGACGAGUGCUAUUUCCAGUUCUACCCCAAGAACAGUUCGUUAAUUUCCAGAAUUGUCCUCAACCAAACCGAUUACGCUCUUCGGCGUUUCGUGUGGGUCGAGGAAAGUCAAAAGUGGAAGCUGUACAUGACUGUUCCCGGAGAAUAUUGCGACGAGUAUAACCACUGUGGCUCUUUUGGGUACUGUGCGAUGUUGGGUAAGUUCCCAUCGUGCAAGUGUUUGCUUGGAUUUGAGCCAAAAUCGCCGCAAAACUGGGUCGCAAGUAACUGGAGUCAAGGGUGUGUGCUGAGUAGUAAAAGAUGGAGGUGUAGGGAGAAAGAUAAAGAUGGUUUUGCAUUGUUUAGUAACAUGAAGGUUCCAGACACCAACACAUCUUGGAUUAGUAGAUAUAGUAAUAUGACACUUGAGAAAUGCAAGGAAAAGUGUUGGGAGAAUUGUUCGUGUACGGCUUAUGGUAGCUCUGACAUCACUGGAAAGGGAAGUGGUUGUAUCCUGUGGUUCGGUGAUCUAUUGGACUUGAGACUGCUUCCUAAUGCAGGGCAAGAUAUUUACGUUAGAGUGGAUAUCUCCCAAAUAGGUGCAAAAGGUGGUUCUACUUCUAGGAAAGUGCUUGUUGUGGUCACAGGCAUUGUUUCAUCUAUUAUUGCUAUUCUUGUGAUAUUCGUGCUCGUUUACUGCAACAAGUUUAGAAGCAAAGUGGGAACAGAUGUCAUGAAGACAAAAGUAAAAAUAAAUGAUAGCAAUGAAGAAGAAUUGGAACUACCUUUGUUUGACUUUGAUACAAUAGCAUUUGCUACUAAUGAUUUUUCAAGUGACAACAAGCUUGGCCAAGGUGGUUUUGGUCCUGUAUAUAAAGGCACAUUACCAGAUGGACAAGAUAUUGCAGUCAAAAGGCUUUCACAAACAUCUACACAAGGAUUAACAGAAUUUAAGAAUGAAGUUAUAUUUUGUUCAAAACUUCAACAUCGAAAUCUUGUUAAAGUUCUUGGUUGUUGCAUCAAUGAGCAGGAGAAAUUACUCAUCUAUGAGUACAUGCCGAACAAAAGCCUAGACUUCUUUCUUUUUGAUUCUUCUCAAAGCAAACUUUUAGAUUGGUCCAAGCGAUUGAACAUAAUAAAUGGAAUUGCUCGAGGACUUCUUUAUCUUCACCAAGAUUCUAGAUUGAGGAUCAUACACAGAGAUUUAAAAGCAAGUAAUAUUUUGCUAGAUAAUGACAUGAAUCCUAAAAUUUCUGAUUUUGGGUUAGCACGAAUGUGCAGAGGUGAUCAAAAUGAAGGCAAUACAAGUAGAGUUGUUGGUACAUAUGGUUAUAUGGCACCUGAAUAUGCAAUUGAUGGAGUAUUCUCCAUCAAAUCUGAUGUCUAUAGCUUUGGCAUUUUACUACUAGAGGCUUUAAGCGGAAAGAAAAAUAAAGGGAUUUCCUACUCAAAUAGCAGCUACAAUCUUAUUGGACAUGCAUGGAGGUUAUGGAAAGAGUGCACCCCAAAGGAAUUCAUUGAUACUUGUUUGGGGGAUUCAUACGUUAUAUCUGAAGCCUUGCGAUGCAUUCAUAUUGGUCUUUUAUGUGUGCAACAUCUACCUGAUGACAGACCAAAUAUGACAUCUGUGGUUGUAAUGUUGUCUAGUGAAAGUGUUUUACCACAACCAAAAGAGCCUGUUUUCUUAACAGAAAAAGUUUCAGUUGAGGAACAUUUUGGGCAAAAGAUGUACUAUUCAACCAAUGAAGUAACUAUCUCAAAGUUGGAACCAAGAUAAAGAAAUAGUUUAAUUUCUUUCCUUGCUUGUUAAUGCUGAGAGGUUGGGUUGUAUCCUACUACUAAAUUCAUGUAUAUAUUUUUUUUCAUAAGUUUGUUCUAUUUAAAACCUUCAUUUCAACAUCCAA
This is a messenger RNA of Glycine soja, 2776 nucleotides long. RefSeq names its product G-type lectin S-receptor-like serine/threonine-protein kinase At4g27290. Lineage: Eukaryota; Viridiplantae; Streptophyta; Magnoliopsida; Fabales; Fabaceae. The coding region runs from base 148 to 2649 and encodes 833 amino acids. Gene Ontology annotation, biological process: recognition of pollen; protein phosphorylation. Gene Ontology annotation, molecular function: protein serine/threonine kinase activity; ATP binding. The transcript has 8 exons. The record is from RefSeq and is a predicted model, not a curated record.